Molecule: messenger RNA, 1647 nt
Organism: Aureobasidium musti
Lineage: Eukaryota; Fungi; Ascomycota; Dothideomycetes; Dothideales; Saccotheciaceae
Source: the annotation of a GenBank genome assembly
CGUCUGCCUUGGGCAGUUCUCCUUCUCUUUGCUCUUAUUCUGGGGGUCAACUCCUCUCCUUUGCUCAAUGAACGAGCUUCCCAGAAAUGCAACGCCAAAGAUGUUCAAAUCGUCAAACGUACCGCCAUGGAUCCUGUCUACUUCUGCACGUGGUGGAACUCGGAAUAUGCAGUAUCCGCACAAGAUCUCCUUUCCUUGAAUUCGGCCCGGAGAGUGACCGCUGCUUGCAAGUGCAUCGCAUCCACAAAGACCAAGCGCACGGAACACACGGAAGAACAUCAAGACCUUGAAAAGAGGCAGACUACGGAAUCUUGCAGACGUGAAGUGGGCACUCAAUUCACCCAGCCAUGGCAUUUCUGCAACUUCUACAAUGCCUAUCCGAGAAAGUCUUCGCCAUUCAAGAAAUAUACUGCAUCGCAACUGCUCAAGCUCUGCAACUGUGUUGAGGGAAAGUCUGUGUCGUCCUCAACUAAGAAAACCACGAGCUCUGUCAAGACUACCUCGAAGAAAACUUCGGCUACCGUGAAGUCGUCCUCGACGACAACAAAGAAGACUUCCUCAUCAUCUUCUAAAGCUAUCUCAAGCACCAGGAUCUCUAGCUCGAGCAAGCUUUCGACAAGUUCAAGCAAGUCUACAGGUCCUAGCAGCGUGAAGCUAUCCUCGACGACCACAAGAAAGACCUCUUCAUCGAGCUCCAGCGCUCUUUCGAGAUCCUCAACAUCAUCCUCUGCCAUUCCGCAAUAUAUCACGGUUACUCAGAUCAUCACUGUCACAGAGGGCCCGAAGAGCAGCCUGUCCACAGCGACAUCCACACUCGUUACUACUAUCCCAUUGAUUUCUGACGAGACUUCCACGGUAUCAUCAACUACGACAGAGGUCUCAACAACAACCAUCACAGUCACCACGACCGAUCUUACAGCUGUGACUCAGAUGUAUAAGCGCAAGCGUGACAUUGCUCCAAUCACCACAGAGUGCGGACAUGAUCACAAGCUCAAGAGACAGGCCCCUACGCCUACACCCACCGAGACCUCGGCUUCCAGCUCUGAGAUCUCAAGCUCUAGUGACUCGUCCCAGUCUACCAUUGUCACACCAGCUGCUUUGCAGACUUUCUCUGCUUCUGUACUGAGCUCGGCAUGUAGCGCAGAGAUCACGACAACAGCUACGACGGUGACUGAGGUGUCCACAGAGAGCACUGUCUCAACCGAGACAUCCACACAGACAAUCUCAUCAACUACAACCAUUUCAAUCGCUUCUAGUGCUCCGACUGGUGUUAUUGGCUAUCUUGAAAUCAGGCCUGUAAUCAACGCUGGUGCGCAAUAUGUAAGAUCCGACGACUCGACCCACAUGACAGACAACGGCAGAGAUCCAUCCAGUCGUGAGACAUUCAUCAUCACCUCGGACAACAAGCUCUACUCCGUUACCAAUAAUGCUUACUACUACGUAAAAGGGCAUCCGGAAACGACCUCCUGUACUGGAGCCACACUGCCAGUCAAGGACAAGCGUACUGCGCCUACUGGUGUUUACUACAAGUUCUGUCUCAGUAGCGAUCGUGGCGGCUCUACUGGUUCUCACAUGUACUUCUAUGGUGCGAACGACGCCAUAACCCAAAGCUGCCAACUGGUCGAUAUCUACUUUGCACCUACCUCG